AUGACUACAGAUGCGGAAGAGCUGACUACCACACCUUCAGAGCUGACUACCACACCUUCGACAUCCACUCGCACAAUUUCUAUCCAACCAACUGUGCCUCACACCACAGCUCCCGUGGAGCCUCCCAGCGACCAGAAUACUACCGUCAUCGGCUUGGCCGCCGCGGGUGGGAGCGUGGCAGUGCUUGGUGCUGCGGCGUAUGCUGCAGUUCAGUCCGGUGUGUUCCCCAGUGCGCUCGGAGGUGGAGAGUUUGUCGGUGGAGGGGAAGCUGAAGGAGCGAUGGCGGAAGAAAACCGAGAACAGCUCCAGGCUGUGGACGUUGGCAUGUUCGCGUAG
Molecule: messenger RNA, 336 nt
Organism: Gregarina niphandrodes
Lineage: Eukaryota; Apicomplexa; Conoidasida; Eugregarinorida; Gregarinidae
Product: putative transmembrane protein
Exons: 1
Coding region: 1-336 (111 amino acids)
Source: RefSeq, a predicted model, not a curated record